Zootoca vivipara (common lizard) is the source of this 544-nucleotide messenger RNA. RefSeq names its product phosphodiesterase 6G (gene PDE6G). Gene Ontology annotation, cellular component: photoreceptor outer segment membrane. Lineage: Eukaryota; Metazoa; Chordata; Lepidosauria; Squamata; Lacertidae. The record is from RefSeq and is a predicted model, not a curated record. Gene Ontology annotation, molecular function: cGMP binding; 3',5'-cyclic-nucleotide phosphodiesterase activity. Gene Ontology annotation, biological process: positive regulation of epidermal growth factor receptor signaling pathway; visual perception; positive regulation of G protein-coupled receptor signaling pathway.
UUAGCUGUCCACAGAAACACUAGACACGGGAGUGUAAUUCUUUUCCCUUCUUCCUUUCUUCACAACAGAUUAAACCGCAGGAAUCGGAAGCCAUUUUGUGUGCCACGGCGUUUUCUCUUCACGGCAACCAUGAGCCUCGAACCUCCCAAGCCGGAAAUCAAAUCGGCCACCAGAGUGACUGGAGGUCCUGCCACCCCCAGAAAAGGCCCCCCCAAAUUCAAGCAGAGGCAAACCAGGCAGUUCAAAAGCAAGCCACCAAAGAAGGGUGUCCAAGGAUUUGGCGAUGACAUCCCUGGAAUGGAGGGCUUGGGAACAGAUAUUACUGUGAUCUGCCCCUGGGAAGCCUUCAGCCACUUGGAGCUACACGAGCUGGCCCAAUAUGGCAUCAUAUAAACACACAGAGGCCAGAAAAGUGGGGCUGCAUGGAUAUUUGCCUUCCCUCCAGUUGAGGAGGCAGAUUCUGUGACCUUCCUUUCAUCUGUGCUCCUAGCCUCUUCAAAUGAACCAACUUUGCAGAAAUCAGCCCUUGGCCUCCAGCAAUUGA